CGGGGAUGUCACCGCACCGGGCCGUAGCGAGGUGACGUCAGCGCGCCGGAAGGACGCGUGCGACGAACUUCCGGCGCGGACGACAUGGCGACAGAGGGAGGAGGAGGGAAGGAGAUGAGCGACAUAAAGACUCAGUUCUCGACGCGCGAGGGCACCUACCGCCUGCUCUCCCUCUCCGAGUACAGCCGCCCCAACCGCGUGCCCUUCAGCGCGCAGGGCUCCAACCCCGUCAAGGUGUCGUUCGUCAACGUGAACGACCAGUCCGGCAGCGGCGACCGCAUCUGCUUCAACGUGGGCCGCGAGCUCUACUUCUACAUCUACAAGGGCGUGCGCAAGGCCGUGGACCUGAACAAGCCGAUCGACAAGCGGAUCUACAAGGGCACCCAGCCCACGUGCCACGACGUGAACACGCUGACCGCGCGGCCCGAGAGCGUGGCGCUGCUCGUGGGCUUCUCUGCCGGGCAGGUGCAGCUCAUCGACCCCGUCAAGAAGGAGACGAGCAAGCUGUUCAACGAGGAGAGGCUGAUCGACAAGACGCGCGUGACGUGCCUCAAGUGGGUGCCCGGCAGCGAGAACCUGUUCGUGGUAUCGCACGCGAGCGGCAGCCUCUACCUGUACAACGAGGAGCUGGGCUGCGGCACCAGCGCGCCCUCCUACUCCGCCAUCAAGCAGGGCGACGGAUUCUGUGUCUACGCCUGCAAGAGCAAGUCGAGCCGCAAUCCGCUGCACCGGUGGGCCGUCGGCGAUGGCGCCCUCAACGAGUUCGCCUUCUCGCCCGACGGCAAGCACCUGGCGUGCGUGGGGCAGGACGGAUUCCUGCGCGUCUUCUCCUUCGAGGCCAUGGAGCUGCAGGGCGCCAUGCGCUCCUACUUCGGCGGGUUGCUGUGCGUCUGCUGGAGCCCCGACGGCAAGUACCUGGUGACGGGCGGCGAGGACGACCUGGUGAGCGUGUGGUCCUUCCUGGACGGCCGCGUGAUCGCGCGCGGCCACGGCCACAAGUCGUGGGUGAGCGUCGUGGCCUUCGACCCCUACACGACGAGCCUGGAGGACGGCGCCGACCCCACGGAGCUCAGCGGCAGCGACGAGGAGUUCCCCGAGCAGACGCCGCCCUUCGCCGCGUCGCAGGGCCGCUCGUGCGCCGCCGGGCGGGACCGCGCCAACAGCACGCUAUCGCGGCUGUCCCAGAGGGCGGACGGGCGGCCCGUGUCGGUGACGUACCGCUUCGGCUCCGUGGGGCAGGACACGCAGCUGUGCCUGUGGGACCUCACGGAGGACGUCCUCUUCCCGCACCAACCGCUGUCGCGUGCGCGCACGCAGACCAACAUCGUGACGGCCGCCAACUCGGGCGCCACGUCGCCCUCCGCCGCCGGCGCCACCGUAGUCGGCGGUGGCUCGUGCCCCCUGCCGCGAUCAAACUCCCUCCCGCACUCGGCCGUGGCCAACGCCAACAGCAAGGGCGGCGGCGGCGGCGGCGGCGGCGGCGCAGGGGGAGGGGGGAGGAGCAAGUUUGCGACGCUUACGCUGCACGACCGCAGCGGCAACGACAAGCGCAGCCUGGACAAGGAGCACAAGCGCAACCACAGCAUGGGGCACAUCUCAAGCAAGAGCGCCGAGCGCCUGCACGUGCUGUCCAAGAGCCAGCGCCCGGACUCGUCGCGCCUCCUCGGCACCCCGCCCUGCCCACGCAUGGACGAGGUGCCGCUGCUGGAGCCGCUGGUGUGCAAGAAGGUGGCGCACGAGAGGCUCACCGUGCUGGUCUUCCUGGAGGAGGCGGUGGUGAGCGCCUGCCAGGAGGGGUUCAUCUGCACGUGGGCGCGCCCCGGAAAGACGGGGCAGGCGGCGGCGCAGACGCAGGCCAACUCGCCCAGCGGGACGGUGGUAUAGCGGCGGCGCCGCCGCUCGCUCGCUCCCCGGAGCCGCGUGGAGCGCCGCUUGGAGCUGUGCGGAGCGGCGACGCACGCCGCGGCUUCUCGGUGGAGCCGCCGUGAGCACAGCGGCUCGCUCACUCGCUCAAUCGCUCGGUUGGCUGAUCGAUCGCCACCGCACAGGGUCGCCAUCCCCACCCCCCCCCCUUCACCCUGCUCCGGCACAGGCCCGGCUACCACCACCAUCACCGCCACACGCGAAUGCUCCAGUUAGCGGCCGUGGCAAGGGUGGGGGCGGGGGGAGCCGCGGCGCGGUGGGUGGGGGGGCUGCGGUACUGGGGAGGAGGGGGCCUCCUGGUGAAGGAAAUGAAGUCCCCAGCUGCUGCUGGUGCUGCUGCCGCCAUCGACUGAGACGUUUUUCCUGCGUUCAACCUUAACCCACCCCCCCCCCCCCGUCACCCCUUGAGCGACGUUUAAACCCUCGAUCCCCUUGAACUGCGCGGGGACGCUGCUGGCGGCUGCUGGAGUCGGCCCUGGCGGCGAGGGCAGCGCGGCCCCCUGUGCAGCAGUCGCAGAUUUUUUUGACUGCCCGCUCGGCGCGCCACUGCUGGCGUCUCCACCGCCGCUCCACAAGAACCUGUACCAUACUGUACACUGUACCAUACUGUACCUGUACCAUACUGUACCCUGUACCAUACUGUACAUGUGUAGUGUUGUUAUUUUUUGGCCUGGUCCCUCUGCCCCGCGCCGACGGCACACAUAUCACGGGGGGCGGCCUCCACGCGCCAGCUCGACCUGGAAGAGCGAGGGGAGAGAGUUUGUUUUUUUUGUUUCGCGAGGUGGGAAGAAGGUAUAUAAUAUAUAUAUUUUUAUGUAUUUUGUUCCGUGCGCGCGUUCGCACACGCAUCGAGGCUGUGUCGACGACGAGAAUGCGUUUGGGCCUGGAGGUCACGUUCGUAGCGAUCUCUCUCUCUCUCUCGCACGCGCGCGCUAGAGCGAGCAAGAGCGCAAAAGCGGUGAGCAAGCGGCGAGCGAGAGCGCGAGCGGUGGCCACUACCGCGAAAAAGGGGACUUUUCACCGUGGAUCCUCGUCCCGGCGACGAUCGGCGGAGGCCGCGGGAUCGCCAACACGCGGCGCACGGCCUCGCCGGAGGGGAGGGGGGGGUGGGAACUUGAUUUGCACAAACUGCUGCUGCCCCGGUGCCGAUCGUGUUUCCGCGCGGGCGGCGCCCGGGGUUGGCGGCGCUCGGCCCCCGAUGUUGCACACACCCCGCACAAGCGCUCGCGCCGCGGCGAAUCGCGGCGGGAGGUGCCGGGGAAAAAUCCGACCCCACCCUCCCAACAUGGGCCUCACCCACGCACAUUGCCUCACUCCCAACCCUUCCCAGCACUGAACCCUGGGCCACCGAGUGCCCCCACCCACUCAUCCAACCACCCACCCACUCCCCUGCUGCGCGCUCAGUUUCUGCAAAAUAAAACUUUGUACUCGGCGUCAGCGCGGGCCCUUGCUCCUUCUCGGACGAUGCCUGCAACUCGCCCGCCCUCUCACCAGGUCGACCACUCCACUCAUCUUCUGGUGUGUCAGUCAGAGUCGUGUAGCCCCACGCGUGGCGCUGCUGAGCAACGGUCGCCCCCUCCCCGAGAGCUCCCCGUCUCCGCAGCGUGGCACAGACGGGUGCUCGGAGUCCUUUGAUGGAGCUAUCGAUGUGGCCGUGGUUGUGGCUUGCACGGGAGAGGAGUGGGGAGGCUGCUGUUAAGGCGGCGCCUGCGUUGCUCCGCAAAUUUCUGGCGCCAGGCAACAUGAUGGUGCGGUGAUGUCUCAAUGGGGGGGGGGUGGGGGAGUCCCACUGUGCUCAAUGAAGGAAGCUUCACCGAGUGGAUAUUGUGAAUUCUGCCCGAGUGGUUUGUGGUUAAUCGGUUGAGAGGUCGAGUUAUUGCCGAGUGGGUUGGGAAGUUGGUGCUAAGUAACUUUAUUGAGUGGUUUGGUUUAUGUUGACGUGGGUAAAACCGAUUGGGCAAUACAUUUCCAUUUUUCGAUGGGAGGGUAACUGGUUCCACCAUAGAAACGUGGUUAGACCAAUAUAACUUGAACAAAACGAUCCAAAGGCGUUUCUGUCCGUGGUCAGGUUCCGAACGGCAAGGUCGUCAAACAUCACGGUGCAACAGGUAUAGAUAAUUUUUUUAAAAAUAAAAAACCUAAAACUCAGUGCGUGAGUUUUUGGUUUUAAUUAGAUUUGUAUUAUUUUCUAUCUACGUGACUUUACCAAAAGAACCAAAGAAUAUGAAUUCCUGCAGUCACGAAAGUUUUAAGUCAAAAUUUAAGCAUAGAGUAAACAAGGCUUGUAGAACGCAGCAUAGACAGUAUUUAGGUGCCAAACGGCACCGAGGUCAAAUUGUCACAAACAACAUGGACUUAACAUCUGCAGAGCAGCCAUUUCCAUGUGAAAGGAAAUCUGAGGUCCUGAAGUGAAUUGAUGUGGGACGAGGAUGGUUCAGGAUUUGAUCCCAGAUAUUUUCCCUUUGUUAUUCCAGAGAUUACGAUUUAAAUGCCUUCCGUUACACGGAAGGCAUUUAAAUCCGUUACACGGAAGGCAUUUAAUCGAGUUUGGGAGGGGGACUUAGAAGGAAUCAGGAACUUAUUUUUUUUAUUUUAGCAGGUAAUGCCCACUGAGCUAUACAGCUUGUUUGUGGAAGCGACGAAGGGACUUAUCAUGUGGACAUUUAUAGCAGCGUAAUACUCUAAACGCGUGUUUUAAAAUGUGGAGGGCAAAACCCGAAAAGCCGAAGAAAAAUCCACGCGACCACGAGGAGAGAGACACGCAAACUCCAAAUAUGCAGCAGGCGUCAGGGUCAGGUCACACCCACGACCUCCUGUGUACCAGAGCGAGGUAGUCAACAUCUUCUAGCAACCGUUGCGCCAUUUCCUGGGUGAAAUAAAAAAUGAUCCAGACGCUCCUUGGCAGGCUUAUUUUGUAAGCGCUUUUGAUGGUGAAGAUGGCCCAAUGCCAUUCCCUGCGCGGAUCAAUGGGGAGCUGAUUAGAGUUGAAAUAAAGUGAACGGUGAUGAUGGGUGCUGUGGGUGGACAUCAACGUCAACGCGGAGUGAUGCAAUUGAACCAGUUUUAGCGCUUAGCAACACCAGGUCUACAUAGCAUUACGAUGUCGUGUGGCGGGGAGUAUAGUGCCUAUAAUAUCAAAUCGUAGUCGGGGUGAAAUGCAAAGUUUGUACAGGAAGCCAUUUUUUUUUAAAACCUUUUUUGUGAUCGAUAUGUGCAGCAAACGAUGGCUUGUUGGUCGAGGAUGACACCUUGGUGUUGUUUAAACCUGUCCGCGUCGAGUUCAACUUGUUGACAGUCGAACGCCAUCAUUUUGGAAGUGGGGUGGGUGGGGGGAGUCAAUUAACCGCUUUCCAGAGGGCAUCAUUUUCGUCUUGCUGGCAUUAACAUCAAGUUCUAGAUAGUCUCUGAUGCAUGUGGAAUCGUAAGGUGAGUAUGCAUGUGGAGUGAUUAAGUGAGUUGGUUGGCCGAGUGAGCAGUUGUGGUUCGGCAAGUGGUUGUUGUUUUUUUUUACUGACUGACCGCUUGCUUUGUUGGCCGAGCGUGGCUGCUGCAUGUUUGUGAGCGGGUUUAAAAUAUAAAGUUUUUCUUCGUA
Petromyzon marinus (sea lamprey) is the source of this 5515-nucleotide messenger RNA. The record is from RefSeq and is a predicted model, not a curated record. Lineage: Eukaryota; Metazoa; Chordata; Hyperoartia; Petromyzontiformes; Petromyzontidae.